Olea europaea var. sylvestris is the source of this 1446-nucleotide messenger RNA. RefSeq names its product probable protein phosphatase 2C 11. Gene Ontology annotation, molecular function: cation binding; protein serine/threonine phosphatase activity. The record is from RefSeq and is a predicted model, not a curated record. Gene Ontology annotation, cellular component: cytosol; nucleus. The transcript is spliced from 7 exons. Bases 128 to 1102 code for a protein of 324 amino acids. Lineage: Eukaryota; Viridiplantae; Streptophyta; Magnoliopsida; Lamiales; Oleaceae. Gene Ontology annotation, biological process: protein dephosphorylation.
AUGAAGAGACAGAUAGACAACAGACGGAAAAAAAACGGAAAUGACGAUGAUAGAUCCUCUGACACCACGCCCCUGCCUUGGACUCCUCUUCCACUAUCUAUAAAAACGCUGUCUAUGCCACGCUACAAUGAACAUUGAAAAUCAACGACCACCACAAUCGCCGCCUGUCUCCUCCACCGCCGCCGUACAAACAACACCAUCCAUCCCUGGUGGGGAUGCUCCUGUUGAACCACCACAACCACCAGCGGAGAAAUCACAACUACCGGAGGCGCUGCCGCCAUCUCAACCACCACCAGUGCCGACUGUCAUGAUUCCAUCUAGAAAUCCCAAUGCCCUCUACAGCGGUGGUGGUAUAAGCUUUCUCACUGGAAAUAGCAAUGUAAGGUUCACUUACGGAUAUUGCAGUUUCAAGGGCAAACGUGCAUCCAUGGAGGAUUUUUACGAGACAAGGAUAUCGGAAGUUAAUGGUCAAAUGGUUGCUUUUUUUGGAGUUUUUGAUGGACAUGGUGGGUCGAGAACUGCAGAGUACCUUAAAAACAACCUUUUCAAAAAUCUUAGUAGUCACCCCGACUUCAUUAGAGACACACAGUCAGCAAUAGUCGAAGUUUUUAGACAGACUGAUGCUGAUUACCUUAAUGAAGAAAAAGGCCAGAAGAAAGAUGCAGGUUCAACUGCAUCAACUGCUGUUGUCGUAGGCAAUAAACUUCUAGUUGCAAAUGUUGGAGAUUCAAGAGUUGUAGCUUCUAUAGCUGGUUCAGCCAUUCCUUUAUCCAUUGAUCACAAGCCUGAUAGAUCUGAUGAACGAGAAAGAAUAGAACAAGCUGGGGGCUUCAUUCUUUGGGCUGGGACAUGGCGGGUUGGUGGUAUUCUUGCCGUUUCUCGUGCAUUUGGAAAUAAAUUUCUCAAACCAUAUGUUGUGGCCGAGCCCGAAAUUAAGGUAAUCUUUGGUUUCCCUUGUUUCUGGAAUCUAAUAAAUGAUAGUAUANUCGUACAAGAUAUAAAAGACGCCGAAGUAGCAUCAAGAAGACUUGUAGAAGAAGCCUAUAUGAGAGGGAGUUCAGACAAUAUUACUUGUAUAGUUGUUCAAUUUGAGAAAUUAUGAUAGCACUCAACAAAAUCACUUCAUGUGGUUGAUGGAUACCCUUGAAGAUUUGUAUGUUGACCAUUGACACAAUCAUCGUCAGAUAGUUUUUCUUUGGUGGCACAUUGCAAAGUACUAUGUGAUCGAAAAAGUUUAUCAUCAAACAUUAUCAGAUGGUCUGCAAAACGUAAACGAUAUGUUCUUCGCUUGUCAUUGUCGACGAGAUUGGAUCACCAGAAAAACCUUCUUCAGAGAGUUGCAGCCAUCAAGAAAUACAAUUUUCUUUGGCAUUUGGGAGAUUAUAGUAAUAGGCUAAUUUCAAUGUAAUUGAUUUUGAAAUAUCAGACUUAAUCCGUUGUUUAGUU